GCAGACUCAAGCUAUGAUCGUCACACCGACCGACACAUACAGCAGACAGCGCUGACUCCAAGUGAACCCAAGAUCUGUGUAUAGCUGAAAUAGAAGAGAGAACGGAAGAAUGAGAAAAUACCAGACAAAUACAGGUGCGGUAUUUGAACAAUACAGAUUUUCACCAAUAAUGGCUGGCAGCUCUGUCGCUAUCAAAGAAUCUAAUUGUUCCAGUGUUCGGUCCAGCUUCGGUCAGGAUUUCAGUUAAUGGUUUGUAAUCGCCGCUGGCUCCACUCUGAAGCAAAGAAGUUCGUCAUCGUGGCGCGCUUUGUGGCGGUUGUAUACAAUCGAGCGCCCCUAUACAAGCGCUACUGGCGAAAGGUGAGAGUAUCGAGUACAGACGACCAAACCCAUGAGGAGGCGGAAGUCGAGGCCGCCCGUGUCGGAAAUAGCCAAAACCUGCGGCUGGAGGUGCUCGUUAAGGAUGCCUUCUUCUCGAAAGGCAACAUGGUUGUGAUCAUGGAUGACGAGACGUAUCUGAUAUCUGGCAGAAGACCGCCAAUAUACGUCUCCAAGGAAGGAGACGAACAUCGAGUGGUUCCAAAAUAUUCAUCAAUGAGGAGGAGAAAAGAGAAAUAA
Messenger RNA from Topomyia yanbarensis, 618 nucleotides. RefSeq lists its product as uncharacterized. The record is from RefSeq and is a predicted model, not a curated record. Lineage: Eukaryota; Metazoa; Arthropoda; Insecta; Diptera; Culicidae. The coding region runs from base 247 to 618 and encodes 123 amino acids. The transcript has 3 exons.